UAUCAAACGUAAACACAAUGCUCAUGUAGUGGGUGCAAGAAAAGACUGUUUCAGUAAGUCUGGAAAAUGUGGGGGGUCUGUGUUUUCAUGGUGGCUGUGAUAUUGUUAGUCCAUCCUGAUCAUCUCCAAUCGUUUAAACAUGGUGUUGACAUUUUGACGGAAAAUGAGGAAGCAGCUGUACAGCGUAUUUUAGAAGUAAGAAAGAUCCUCUUGCCGAUGCCUGAUGACCAGUUUGAUAUAGUUGUUAACAAGACAGCCAAGCAGUAUUUCCCAGUCCAGGCGGAGUCUGAAAUGUGUCGAGACCAUAGCAAUUACUUGUUAGAAAGUUUCCUCAGAGGUGAUAUGUGGGCAUUAAAAAUGUUUGACGCAAGCAGCAAGUUAGUAUCAGGAGUGUUGGAUGGUCACUUCUAUGAUUUUGGAAAUUACAAAGAGUGUAUAAGGAUAGUGGAGCCUGGUGAAAUGUUCAGGGGUAAACAUUGUGUUGUGGAUACAACCGGUUUCUUGCCACCAGAAAUAGAAGAACAACUCAGAUCACCCGGUGAUCCAUAUUUUAAGAAGGAUAUAGUUUUCUCCAUUUGCGUUCCAUCAAGUUGCUCCGAAGAAGACAUUACUCUCCAUGUAAACCGCAGCCUAGCAGAGAUAAAUGUUACAGUAUACAGGCCAGAAUGGAAAGGUUUUGUUGACCACAGCCACCUCACUUGCACUACAGGAGACCCUAUAUCUUUCAGGAUCAAGGACUACAUUGCUAUGUCAAUUCUUUUAGUUAUUGUUCUGGUUGUUAUGGCUGGCACAAUCUAUGAAAGACGUUACGGACCAAAAUCAGUACUCUCUGUGUUUUCACUGUCAAGUAACUUCAAAGGUCUGAUGGACACACGGACACCUUCUGCUGAGAUAUCAUGUUUGAAUGGACUUCGUGUGAUUUUCAUUAUCGCUGUGUUAAUGUUUAGUCGUAUGCGUUCUCAUAUACUAAUGCCCUCAACCAGUCUUAAGUCUGUUAUCACGGCAUUGGACUCAAAUACUAUUGCUUUAUUUGAAGUAAUACCAAAAGCUAUUGAUGGAUUCUUUUUGAUUGGUGGUACAGUGUUGAGCUACGGCUUCUUUUGCAAGAGACAGAAAGGAGUUCCUUUCAAUGUGAUAAGUUUCUACAUAAACAGAUAUGUGAGGCUGACUGCAGUGCUGGCUUUGCUCAUGUUGUUCAGCUGUACUUUGGCUGUCUAUUUGACACAAGGACCGAUCUGGACAAGAAUGGUAGGAUCCUUCGAGAAACCUUGCCAACAUUACUGGUGGACUGGCCUGCUUCACAUCAGCAACUAUGUCAAUCCUGAUGCGGUGUGUGUCAGCCAAAGCUGGUACCUAGCCUCUGACUUCCAACUGAAUAUAAUCGCUCCAUUGUUCUUGAUCCCACUCCAUAGACGACCGAAAAUUGGAUUAAUACUGUUGGGUGUUGGUAUUGCUGCAUCUGUCGUGGGUGCCACUGUUAAUGCUUACAUGAGAGAACUCGGCAGUGGCUUCAUGCUCAGUGAGUUUUCAGCCAGUCGUACCUCUGAUCUGUCAUAUCCUAUGGACCACAAGGGAAUUCAUUACAGACUCUCCACAUUUUUAAUGGGAAUCUGUCUAGGUUACUUGGUGUUCACCGUUAAGCAAAAUAAAACCACUCAAAAUGUUUCCAAGCGUCUAUGGCAAGUUGGCUGGGUUUUUUGUAUUAGUAUAUUGGCAGCCUUGGUGGCAAUGACUGUCAUAUUGGUAGAUCCAGACCACCAGUACAGCUCCUGGCUGGAUCCAUUGUUUGUGGGACUCUCCCGUCCAUUAUUUUGUCUCAGUCUAUCCUGGAUCAUAUUGGCUUGCACGCUUGGAUAUGGAGGGUCCGUUAAUCGGUUCCUGUCAUGGGCAGGAUUUCGACCUCUAGCCAGGCUUACUUAUAGUGUGUACAUGAUCCACUACUUCAGUUUUGCCUACCAGUUAUAUGGAAUGCAAGUACCACUCUCUUUCAGCUUCAUUGAUUAUACAUAUCUACUUGGAGGUGACUUGAUCACUAGUUGCACUUUAGCUAAAGUUCUCUAUUUGGCAGUGGAGAAACCUUGCUGUAGAUUGGCGACUCACCUCCUGAGAGGUAAACAGAAACGAGAUAGUCUUGAAGAAACACACCAGAUGUCAGAUUUUAAAACUACUACUCCAAAAGCUUCUGGACAACAAUGAAAACAUAAAUCCAUCAAAUAAACAGAUUUUAUCCUGCA
This is a messenger RNA of Homalodisca vitripennis (glassy-winged sharpshooter), 2234 nucleotides long. Its product is annotated as nose resistant to fluoxetine protein 6-like. NCBI's taxonomy places the organism in Eukaryota, Metazoa, Arthropoda, Insecta, Hemiptera, Cicadellidae. The transcript is spliced from 15 exons. The record is from RefSeq and is a predicted model, not a curated record. Gene Ontology annotation, molecular function: acyltransferase activity, transferring groups other than amino-acyl groups. Bases 67 to 2196 code for a protein of 709 amino acids.